Frankliniella occidentalis (western flower thrips) is the source of this 615-nucleotide messenger RNA. RefSeq lists its product as uncharacterized. The transcript is spliced from 3 exons. Lineage: Eukaryota; Metazoa; Arthropoda; Insecta; Thysanoptera; Thripidae. The coding region runs from base 277 to 615 and encodes 112 amino acids. The record is from RefSeq and is a predicted model, not a curated record.
GUCUUGCGACGGCAUAGUGUUGGACGGAGCAGCUGUUGUACGUCUGAUACCCCGCGCGGGAGCUACUUCAUUCCUUGGCUUUAGUCAAGAGAUUUUGAAGUAUUGUCUUAAUUUUGCCUCAAAGAUGAACUGUAACCGAGUAGACAUCGUCUGGGAUCAAUAUAGUGAGAAAAGUCUUAAGACUGCAACACGCGAGUCACGAGGCACGACGUCCUGGUUUCCUUGAAAAAGGCACAUUCCCAAAGCAGCAGAAGCAGUGGGACAGUUACCUCAAUAAUGAUGGCAACAAGACUUGAGCUGUUUGCAUAUUUUUCAGAAAUGUUACUUAAAACAGAGAAAUUGCAAAUUGUGACAAAUGUUACUGAUGAAAUAAGAGAAUCUACAUUCCAUGGCCAGGGCUCAGCACUGGACAAUGUUAGUUGUGCCUCAAUGGAAGAGGCAGAUGGGCGCAUCUUCCUUCACGCGAAAGACAUGGCUGUGCAUGGGUCAAAAUCCAUUAUCAUAAGGUGCUCUGACACUGAUAUUGUCGUGCUAGCGGUUUCUUUCUUCCAUGACCUGCAACAACAAGGGCUGAAGGAGUCAUGGCUGGCUGUGUUACGGUGUAGGGUCAAAUAA